AUGUCUUCCAGAAAGUCUACACGUAGAGAAUAUACGAUUGUCACUGAUCAUCCAUCAUUUCCUGAUAUCGACUGGAUUCGAACUUACGAAAUCUUCAGAGCUUGCUCCACUAUGCGUCGCGAACCGCCAGCCGUUAUUGAUCCUAGUUGGAUAUCAUGCAAUCCUGCUGACAUUUGUAGCUUGGUGACGGAGGCAGCCAAAGCGGAAGAUCCGAACCUGAAAUUCCCGAACCCCGCCCAAAUGGCGAAGACUCUGAGACAUGCGCUCGAAGAACGCCUUGAUGAUGCGAUGGAAUUUUCCGAGUUUGUACAACAAAACAUAGAAUACAGUCUGAACGUCAACAUAGAAGGAGCCGAAAAGAAGAAGCUUGUGAUCGAACUCUGUCCGCCCAAAGCCUGCAAGUCCAACGCUCUAAAUCGCACCUAUGGAGCCGAAAAAUUUCUGGUCGUGACACUCAGUGAGAAAGUACUUCGUGAAUUGGAGUCGGAAUCGGUGAACACAUCCCCUCAUGCGAGCUUCUUUACUCAGCCAUGGCGGAUCGGUAAUCGCGUUUACCACACCGUUUUGCGGAAAGCAGCGAAAAUUUACAUGGUGCACAUCAACCAGUCCGACUCGCCGGAUUGGAGUGCGCUUGCGAAUUUCAUGAACGGGAUCUUGGACAUAUCACUUAAUAAGAACCUGUCCGAGGCCAAAUGGGUCUCAAGAGGCUCGCUUCUUCUUUCUGCUACCCUUCCUACUAUCGAUAUCCCCCCUGAGAAUAUCCGAAGAGUGCCUGAUGUGAUGUCAAAUUCGCUUCUUGUCUCACCGGACUUCAUGAACACGAUAGCCGAUGCUCUUGGACUGACUUACUUACCAUGGGAAAUCCCGCAUACAGAAGGACGAGAUUCCCCUCUGAUACAGCUUUGGGAAGAUCAUCGCAUUUUUGAGACAACAGCUUGUUUCAGCUUCAAGGCUUACUGUUAUAACAGAGUAGACCGGGAAUUCAAGCUGGUCGAGGAAAGUAUGGCACUUUGCCGUCAAUUGUGUCAAGUUGUCCCAGGAAAAGUUGGUAAAGCUGAAAUAAUGACUGACGGUGCGGCAGCACUCAGUCGGGUGGCAGCAUUACAUAUAUCAUCUGUGAAAGGUCUUCGGCCCACAUUCUUGCCAUCGGUAUAUCAAGGGAGAAUAGGGUUUGCCAAAGCCGCUGUCAACCAGGUUCUUGCUUCAAGAAAAAUACCUAAUUCAGUCUUCGAAGAACUCGUCGACGAAGCUCUUAAAAGCUGUGUGCAUGCGUUCGAGACGUCGGACCCGAUGAAACUUGUUCAUGCGCUUUCCAACGAGAGUUCCAUCUCUGCCUACCGUAAACGCAGAGUAGUGACCCAAGAUGGCAGUAAUGGAAUUGAUCACGAUCCCACCAUAAAUCGGACAUUUGGCAAGACCUUGCCCCUAGAAAGUCGGAUUUCAGACCAAACCUCGGACAAGCUUCAACAGUUCUCAUUGCAACCGACCGAUAUUCUAGAAUACCUUAUAUGCCUGCUUGAGGCUGGCUUUUCGGCGAGUAACAGGCUGGUGGUUGAGAAAUUGAGAUGGGUUAAAACUCAUAAGUUACUUCAAAUGCGACGUCUCAGUAUUCCUAUCAGUCUCAGCUGUUAUGUUUAUGCGAUUCCAGAUCCAGACUCUACAGGAACCCGACAUGGGAUCUUGGCCCGACACGCUUUGAUAUGGAGAUCACCGUGUGCGGCUCCGAUUGAUAUUCAAAAGGUACGAUUGGUCGCAAACGAGCAAUUACAGCGUUUAUACUUUGAUGUUCUCGUUUGUUCAACUCGUGGGGGUAGGGCUGUACUUAGCCUUCUGUCUGGAGGUGACUAUGAUGGCGACCAAGUUGCUGUAACUUGGGAUAAGAGAUUAGUCGAUCCAUUCCAAAAUGCGGAUCCGGAUGCUUAUGACGAGAUAAAAGAAAAAGACUGGUUUGAUUCCAAGCUUGCAGGAUCAAUUGGAGAUAGUCUUUUAGAGCCCUACCGUCGCAACCCAGAAAGAUUUGUCAAAAAGGCUCAGGAAAUUCUCAUCGAUGAACUGUUUACUCCUUCUAGCUUUUCUGCAUAUUCUGGGCGCUGUCAUUAUAUACUAGGAGCUGAUAAUGACUUGACACUUACGAUGGGAUGGAUCUAUGUUACUUGCCUCGAUGCUGCCAAAAAGGGGCUCGUUCUCAAGAAAACAAAGGACUAUGAGAUAGUUCAACGAUACCAAAAGGAGCUAGCCAAACUUGGUGUUGAGCUAGAGAAAAAUGGCUACGCUCCCACUCCCUUCUUCCAGAAAAGCUUGGCUCGAAAUGAAAAAAAAUGUAUCAAACCGUACAAGAGGCCGGAAAGCAUUAGCUCAGAGCCAUAUGUUCUUGAGGUUGUAUACGAGACAGUCACUGCAGGUUCUGACCGAUACACACAUAAUAACAAAUCAUAUGACGAUGCUACUCACGGGCGCCGUGCCCUGGACACGGAUGAUGAUCUACGUAGACUUUUUUCCGACCAGAAGAAGAGCUUUGAUAAGCCGCACCCAAAGCCGGGGCACCUAGCAGCUUGGGGGGCAGCCGGAGUGUGGAAUGGAGUACUUAAACAGAUGCAGCGUGAGAUUGCGGACUUACAAAAGGAACACGCCAAGAUGACAGCCAAGAUGCAAAUCCAACAGGAAAACGAUCAAACCAUACAAGAAGAAGAACAUUAUGUACCAGAAAUGGGUAAACAGAAAAUGCUUUUAAUGAGGCCAAUCUUGAACAACUACCACUUGCGAUUAAGUUGGAAAAAUGCGUACAACGAGAGUGAAGCCGAGAAACAGUUCUUCGCUCAAGUUGGCCCUGUUUCUGAAUCAGAAGAAAACGCGUUUCACCAAGGAAAAGAAGGAUAUCUCAAUGGAUUGGGUCCUGAUGGGUAUGCACUCUUAAAAGCUUCAUGUGCAGCUUCAAAUUCGAAUGCCGAAGGAUAUUUUCCUUAUGAUGUUGCGUUUCGGGAGGCUCAGGCAUCCGUGAAAAAUACGUAUGGUCAUUCUGGUUUUAGAUUACCAGGGAUCGAGCACGAAUCACUCUCACCAUGGACACUUGAAAGUAUCAGUCAUUAUGCAAUGCUCUCUAAAAGGAUACUCUACAAUAAGAGGGCAGCUACAAUGGCUGAAGUUUAA
Melampsora larici-populina 98AG31 is the source of this 3147-nucleotide messenger RNA. RefSeq lists its product as uncharacterized. NCBI's taxonomy places the organism in Eukaryota, Fungi, Basidiomycota, Pucciniomycetes, Pucciniales, Melampsoraceae. Gene Ontology annotation, cellular component: nuclear RNA-directed RNA polymerase complex. Bases 1 to 3147 code for a protein of 1048 amino acids. The transcript has 22 exons. Gene Ontology annotation, molecular function: RNA-directed RNA polymerase activity. The record is from RefSeq and is a predicted model, not a curated record. Gene Ontology annotation, biological process: siRNA processing.